Messenger RNA from Oncorhynchus kisutch (coho salmon), 2577 nucleotides. Its product is annotated as kinesin-like protein KIF3B. Gene Ontology annotation, cellular component: microtubule. The record is from RefSeq and is a predicted model, not a curated record. Gene Ontology annotation, biological process: mitotic cell cycle; microtubule-based movement. Gene Ontology annotation, molecular function: ATP binding; microtubule motor activity; microtubule binding. The transcript is spliced from 9 exons. Bases 226 to 2535 code for a protein of 769 amino acids. NCBI's taxonomy places the organism in Eukaryota, Metazoa, Chordata, Actinopteri, Salmoniformes, Salmonidae.
UUAUACCUAAGAAGAAGAAGAAGAUUGGCUGUGACGUUGAACGCAUCUCUCCAUUCCAUCCGGGAUAGUUUUCUGGGAUGCGGUUGACGGCUGCGGUAAUGGCUGACUGGGUGGAAGUACUGGAUUAAAUGGUUCUGAUGCUGGCCGGUCUGAUAUUGUGAACUCAGACUUGUACAGUACUUGAAGGACAUAGACACAAGGCCAGUUUGUCUGAGAAUUCUCACGAUGUCUAAGACCAGAGAGUCGGUGAAGGUGGUGGUUCGCUGUCGACCCAUGAAUGAGAAGGAGCGGGCAGCUAACUUUGAGAGGGUGGUGCAGGUGGAUGUGAAGCUGGGCCAGGUGGCUGUACGAAACCCCCGGGGGGCUGCAGCCCAUGAACACCCCAAGGUCUUUACAUUUGACUCUGUGUACGACUGGAACUCCAAACAGGUGGAUCUCUAUGAUGAAACCUUCAGGCCCCUGGUAGACUCCGUUUUGCUUGGUUUCAAUGGGACCAUAUUUGCAUACGGCCAGACGGGUACAGGAAAGACCUACACUAUGGAGGGGGUGCGCAAUGACCCAGAGAGAAGGGGUGUAAUCCCCAAUUCCUUUGAGCACGUCUUCACACACAUCUCCCGCUCCCAGAACCAACAGUACCUGGUGAGGGCCUCGUACCUGGAGAUCUACCAGGAGGAGAUCAGGGACCUGCUGUCCAAGGACCAGUCCCGCCGGCUGGAGCUGAAAGAGAGGCCAGACACCGGUGUAUACGUCAAGGACCUGUCCUCCUUCGUCACUAAGAGUGUACGAGAAAUAGAGCACGUGAUGAACGUGGGGAACCAGAACCGCUCGGUGGGCUCCACCAAUAUGAACGAGCACAGCUCCAGAUCACAUGCCAUAUUUCUUAUUACCGUCGAGUGCAGCGAGCUGGGCGUCGACGGAGAGAACCACAUUCGAGUGGGCAAACUGAACCUGGUGGACCUGGCUGGCAGUGAGAGGCAGACUAAGACAGGAGCCCAAGGAGAGCGCCUGAAGGAAGCCACCAAGAUUAACCUGUCCCUGUCAGCCUUGGGGAAUGUCAUCUCUGCCCUGGUGGAUGGCAGGAGCACCCACAUCCCCUACCGCGACUCCAAGCUCACCCGCCUGCUACAGGACUCCCUGGGGGGCAAUGCCCGCACAGUCAUGGUGGCUAACAUCGGACCAGCAUCUUACAACGUGGAGGAGACACUGACCACGUUACGCUACUCAAACCGGGCCAAGAACAUCAAGAACAAGCCCCGUGUCAACGAGGACCCUAAAGAUGCUCUGCUCAGGGAGUUCCAGGAAGAGAUUGCUCGACUCAAAGAACAGUUGGAGAAACGCUCAGGGAAGAAGAAGAGGAAGAGGAGGAGGAUGAAGGGGGUUGGAGAAGCUGGGGAUGAACUCGAAGAGGACACUGAGGAUGGAGAGACGACAGAGGAGGAGGAGGAGGAUGAUGGUGUAGAACCAGCUGAUAAAGUGGGUGCAGAUUAUUGGCGUGUACAGCAGGAGAAGUUGGAGAGGGAGAGGAAGGCCAUCAUGGAGGAUCACAGCCUGGUGGCGGAGGAGAAACAGAGGCUGUUGAAGGAGAAGGAGAGGAAGAUGGACGCCCUGAAGAAGGAGCAGGAGGCAGGCGAGAUGCUGACUGCCAAAGUCAAGGCAAUGGAGAGUAAGCUUCUGAUGGGCGGGAAGAACAUAGUGGACCACACCAACGAACAACAAAGGAUCCUGGAACAGAAGAGACAGGAAAUCGCUGAGCAGAAACGCAGAGAGAGGGAGAUGAAACAGCAGGUGGAGAAUCGUGACGAGGAGACCCUGGAGUUGAAGGAGACAUACAGCUCUCUACAACAGGAAGUAGACAUCAAGACCAAGAAGCUGAAAAAGCUGUUUGCGAAGCUGCAGGCAGUGAAAACAGAGAUCCAUGACGUCCAGGAGCUGCACAGUAAGGAGAGACAGGAGCUGGAGCAGACCCAGAACGAGUUGACCAGGGAGCUCAAACUCAAGCAUCUCAUCAUUGAGAACUUCAUCCCCAUGGAGGAGAAGAAUAAGAUUGUGAACAGGGCGUUCUUUGACGAGGAGGACGACCACUGGAAGAUGCGUCCCAUCACACGCAUAGAGGAUGACCAGCGGAUGAUGACCAGGCCAGUGUCAGCGGUGGGCUACAGAAGACCCCUGAGUCAGCACGCCCGUACCUCCAUGGUGAUGAAGGCUGACGUCAGAUACAAGGCUGAGAAUAUCCUGAUGCUGGAGAUGGACCUUCCCACUCGGACCACUAAGGAGUACGAGGAGCCGGUCAUAGCGCCCAUGGUAGCAGCGGCGUUGGAGGAUGCUCUGCGGGAAGAAGAUGAGAUUCAGGUGGACGCCUCCGGGUUCCACAGCAGCCUCGGACCCACCCAGACCACCAGCACUGGGGCCGGAAGGAAAUCAAAGUCUGGCCGACCUAAAACGGGUAAGAAGACUGUCACCCCCACGUCUCCAUACAGCCCCUCCAGCCCAGGACAUCCUUUAUACCCACAAUCCCGUGGGCUGGUGCCCAAGUGAUCACCCCACACCUUUCUGUUUUGGGACCCCAAAGACAGCUUU